AUGGAAGAAGAAGAAGAUAACAUGAUUAUGUGGAAACCAUUAUCAUCAUCAUCGCCAUCGAAGUCGGAUUCGAUGCUUUCGUUAACUGUUGGCCGAGUGAUGACCACUCUGCUUAGUGCUCGCCCCAAGAAGCUACAGAAUGCUAUUUCUCGUCUCGAUUCUGCUCCUAAAUUAGCCCCAAUCGGUGUUUCUUUGGAACAGUCACUGUGGUUUCUUCACAAGUACGUUAGAGAUGCAAUUGAAAAGGAGGAGUCUUUGGACCAAGUUUUCGUUCCCAUGAUUGAGCAUUCACUGAAAUGCAAGGAGUCAAAGCAUGGCAACCAGGGGAUGAUACUUCUUAAUUGGCUCUUUCAAGAUCAACUUCUUUUCAAACCUCUUGCAAUCAACUUUGCUGGCAUUAUUUUGAGAAAAGAGGACCGCUAUAUUGCCUUAGGCUGGUGUACCCUUGCACGUGGUCUUAUAGAAUAUGAGAUCACUAUGAACAACCUCGUAGUACAUGCUUAUUGGAACUUAAGAAUAAGGGAGAAGUACAAUGCACUAUUGAAGAUCCUUUGUUCAUGUAUCACACAUCUUCUAUCUAUCGUAUCUAGUGGGAGUGUUUCACAGGGGGGAUUUGAGUUGCCAACCCGCCUUUCAGUGGCUGGUGCUGAUUUUAUUUUAGCUCUCACUGUAGCACUAGCAAGAAAGGAUCCGGUUUCGAAUGUCUCAGAUAACAAGCCGAAAUUAUCUCAUUCUAAUGCACCAAACCUGCCAAUUAGCUUUGUACCUGCUGUUCUAAGUGAGAAGAAAGUGAAAUCGACGAGUAAAUCUGUUGAAGUCUCGGAUAACAUGGAGAUGAAAUUGUUGCUUUGGGAUCAUCUAGAGGAACUUGGUAAUCUUGUGCAGAGACUGAUUUCUUGGAACAGGAAAAGCCGGUCUUUGCAUACAAAAGGAUUGGAGAGAGUGCUUAAGUGGUUGCAAGGGACAAAACAACAUUAUGGUUGCUUUCAGAAAGAGGCAGGUCCAGAAAUGCUGAAGACUGGAGCAUUACUUCUCUCUUCUUGUUGGAAACAUUAUGGCAUGCUCAUGCACUUGGAAAAUUACAAAUUUUCUCAGGAUUACAAAGUAUUGUUGGACGAUUACUUGUCUGGAAUUCAGGUUAAGUUUACAAGAUAUUACUUUGAGUAA
Molecule: messenger RNA, 1167 nt
Organism: Ilex paraguariensis (yerba mate)
Lineage: Eukaryota; Viridiplantae; Streptophyta; Magnoliopsida; Aquifoliales; Aquifoliaceae
Source: the annotation of a GenBank genome assembly